UCGGCCACGCCCUCCUCUGAGAGGCCACGCCCUCUUCUGGGAAGCCACGCCCUCUGCACCCAAGAUGGAUUUUUUGGUGCUUUUCCUGAUUUACCUGGUGUUGAUUCUGAGUAGCAUUAUCUUGGUCUGUACGCGUUCAGAAAGGAUUCAUAACUUGGCAGACGCAGUCCUAACAGCUGGAUCAAAGGUAUUUUCAUGUGUAAUUCCAGAAUGGCUUCAGAGAGCAGCACAAAAGGUGCUUCAUCAUCUCCUCCAUACACGGAAUUACGCUUUCCUCAUCCUGCAUCUAGCUUUGCAAUUGGCCGUUUACUGCGAGUACACCUGGGAAAUAUUUGGAUAUUGCAAAGAGUUGGAGUUCUCAUUGAGUUAUCUUCUCCUGCCAUAUCUGUUGUUCAUCGUGAACCUGAUUUUUUUCAUCCUCAGUUGUGUUACCAACCCUGGUACAAUUACAAAAUCAAAUCAGGCAGUGUUUCUUCGUGCAUAUGAAUAUGAUGAAGUGAUGUUUCAGAAAAACACAAGGUGCCCAACUUGCAACUUGGAGAAACCAGCUAGGUCCAAACACUGCAGCAUUUGUGACAGAUGCGUGCAUCGUUUUGAUCACCACUGUGUGUGGGUGAACAAUUGCAUCGGAGCCUUCAAUGCAAAAUACUUCCUGCUCUACCUCUUCACGCUGACUGCCCUGGCUGCAGAUAUUGCAAUUCUAACAACGGCAUUUCUAGUCCAUUUGGUGUUCUUAUCAAACAUGACUCUGGGAAGUUACAUUGAUGAUGAGGGACAGGAGAAGGCAGUUGAUGUUGUUUUUCUUAUUCAGCACCUGUUCCUGACUUUCCCAAGGAUUGUCUUCAUGCUUGGUUUUGUAAUUGUACUUUGCCUCUUGCUUGGGGGAUAUUUCUGUUUCUCCUUACACUUGGCAGUCACCAACCAAACCUCCAAUGAGUGGUAUAAAUCAAGCAGAACCAAGUGUCAUCCAUGCCAGACUUCAGGACCCCGACUGGAGAAGCCACCCCAUAUAUCUAGGAAUAUUUAUUCCAAGGGCUUUUGGAGCAAUUUACAGGAAAUCUUUAAGCCCACUGUGGAAUAUGAAGUGAAGAAGAAAUGUUGAGAUGAUGUCUUCAUGAAUUGUACAUUUAAAUAUAAGUAUAUUUUUUUAACAAUUUUUCUAGCGGUAAUUCCAUUCAGUAUGUUUUCCCUAACCUUUCCUUCCUUUUUGGGUUUUCAUCAACUAUUUGUCAUUGGCUAUAGAGGAAGUCCAUUUUGCUGAUUUUUCAUUUUGUGUUAUUUUUGAAAUUGGCUGGACCUUGAAAUGACCAUUGACCACCUCACUAGCUAAAAUCCCUUGGAAGACAAAAACCUGUAAACCUCUAUCAGAAGUAGAUUCCUUUUUGGAGAACAUCAGUAUUCCCAGCCAUUGAUUUAUCAGGUAAUUGUGUUUUGAGAUAAUCAAGUCAGGCUUGGGGAAGCAGAGUUUCUGAGGUCUGUUCUUAACUGCCUUAUUGUCUACAUUUAUAGAUUCAGCCUGGGAAGAUAUAGACAUCCACAUUUCAGGGAGAUUAUAAGAGAACAAUCUAUGUGGAAACAGAACUCGUUGCCCUGGUAUAAGACGUUUCCAUGGAAAAGAAAGGCAACAUCCAGUAGUAAGCAUGUCCUGAAACCUUUUGUACUUUUCAAGAAAUGAGACAAAAAUGGAUAUAAUAGUAGGUAGAAUUUAUUUAUCACUCUUUGCAUGGACAAAUCAAAUGCCUUCACCAGGGCCCCAUGAACCAUAAGGAUAUUUAAAAUACAAGUUCCAGCUCCAUGUGGUUGUUUGGUCACAGUGUAAUUACCAGAUGUGAGGAAUUUUUAAAAUGACCAGAUUUUCCAUUGUAAAAGGAAGAUAGGUUGCCAGCCUCAGCUGGCUAAAGACUUUUUCAGUAUCCACAGGUUCCCUUUUCACACUUGUAGUUUUCUCACC
This is a messenger RNA of Tachyglossus aculeatus (Australian echidna), 1951 nucleotides long. RefSeq names its product zinc finger DHHC-type palmitoyltransferase 4 (gene ZDHHC4). Gene Ontology annotation, cellular component: endoplasmic reticulum; Golgi apparatus. Gene Ontology annotation, biological process: peptidyl-L-cysteine S-palmitoylation; protein targeting to membrane. The record is from RefSeq and is a predicted model, not a curated record. Lineage: Eukaryota; Metazoa; Chordata; Mammalia; Monotremata; Tachyglossidae. The transcript has 7 exons. Gene Ontology annotation, molecular function: protein-cysteine S-palmitoyltransferase activity. Bases 65 to 1102 code for a protein of 345 amino acids.